GCCGAGGACGCGCCGACGGCCGAGAUGUUCGAGGAGAAGUUCUUCGACGUGUCGCUCACGGAGGUGCCGGAGAAGAAGCGCAAGCGCAUCAUCCAGGAGCUGCGCGCCGUGACGCGCUUCAGCCUGAAGCAGGCGACGGACGCGGCCGAGCGCGUGCCGUGGACGAUCAAGAGCUCGUUGACCCGGGAGGCCGCGGACGCCGUCGUCAAGCGGCUGUCCCGCGCCGGCGCCGGCGUC
This is a messenger RNA of Aureococcus anophagefferens, 237 nucleotides long. RefSeq lists its product as hypothetical. Gene Ontology annotation, biological process: translation. The annotation marks the transcript as partial. Gene Ontology annotation, molecular function: structural constituent of ribosome. The transcript has a single exon. Gene Ontology annotation, cellular component: ribosome. Lineage: Eukaryota; Pelagophyceae; Pelagomonadales; Pelagomonadaceae. The record is from RefSeq and is a predicted model, not a curated record.